CACCAAUACCACCACCUCCAACAUCAUCACCAAUACCACCAAUACCAUCACCAACAUCACCACCAAUACCAUCAACAUUAUCACCACCAACAUCACCAGAACCACCACCUCCAACAUCAUCACCAUCACCAGGGCCAGGUGAAUGGCGGCGUGGUGAGAGAGCGUGGCGAUGAGUGGCCGCGUGGGUGUCCGUGCCGAGCCGGUGGACGGGGUGGAGCGGGGGGUGGAGCGGGGGGUGGAGCGGGGGGUGGAGCGGGGGGUGAGCAGCGACGAAGAGCUGAUCGACGUGGCCGGCGCCGUCGUCUCGUUCAGCAGCACGGAGAACGACGACGACGAGAUCAUCGAUGGAGGGGUCACCAAUGGCCCGUGCGUGUCGGGCUUCGGUGUGGGCCCGCCGGGCCUGCUGGAGGAGGCGGCGGCGAUCCCCGGCGUGGGCACCUACGCCGACUUCAACACCAUCGACUGGGUGCGCGAGAAGUCGCGCGACCGCGAGCGACACCGCAAGAUCACAAGCAGAAGGCGUGAGUCGGUGUGGAGCUUCGUGACGAGUGUUUUUGACGCGUGGUCGGGCUGGCUCGUCGUCACCCUCGUGGGGAUCUCCGCUGGCGCCCUGGCGGGGCUGAUAGACAUCGUGUCCGACUGGCUGUCGGACGUGAAGGAGGGCGUGUGCGUGGGCGAGCUGUGGUACAACCGCGAGCAGUGCUGCUGGGACUCGAACGAGACGACCUUCGAGGAGCGAGACAGCUGCCCCAAGUGGCGCUCCUGGGCACAGCUCCUGCUGGGGGACGACGCAGCGGGUGCUGGAGCGUACACGUUGGACUACACUCUCUAUGUGUCCCUCGCCGUGCUUCUCGCCGUGGCGGCCGUCAGCCUCGUGAGGACGUUCGCUCCGUACGCGUGCGGGUCGGGCAUACCCGAGAUCAAGACUAUCCUCAGCGGCUUCAUCAUCCGCGGCUACCUGGGCAAGUGGACGCUGCUGGUUAAGGUGGUGACGCUGGUGCUCGCCGUCUCGUCGGGCCUCAGCCUGGGCAAGGAGGGGCCGCUGGUGCACGUCGCCUGUUGCUGCGGGAACAUCGCCUCCCACGCCUUCCCCAAGUACCGCAGCAACGAGGCCAAGCGCAGAGAGGUGCUCUCCGCUGCGUCUGCCGCGGGGGUCUCCGUGGCGUUUGGAGCGCCCAUUGGGGGCGUCCUCUUCAGCCUCGAAGAGGUGAGCUACUACUUCCCGCUCAAGACGCUGUGGCGCUCGUUCUUCGCGGCGCUGGUGGCCGCCUUCGUGCUGCGCGCCAUCAACCCGUUUGGCGACAGCCGCCUGGUGCUCUUCUACGUGGAGUUCCACGCGCCGUGGUCGCUGCCCGAGCUGGCGCCCUUCGUGGCGCUGGGCGCCUUCGGGGGCGUCUGGGGCGCCGCCUUCAUCCGCGCCAACAUCUCCUGGUGCCGGCGCCGGCGCCGCGGCCCCGCCGGGCGCCUGGGGCGGCACCCGGCGCUGGAGGUGCUGGCGGUGGCGGCCGCCACGGCCGCGCUCGCCUUCCCCAACCCGUACACGCGCCGCGGCACGGGCCAGCUCAUCCGCGAGCUGUUCCGCGACUGCGGUCCGCUGGAGGCCGCCGAGUUGUGCGACUACGGGGCGGCCGCCGGCGGGGCGAACGGGACGGGGGGCGGGGCGGAGAGGGGGGCCGCCGGGCCCGGGGUCUACGCGGCGCUCUGGAAGCUGGGCCUGGCGCUCGCCUUCAAGGUGGUCAUCACCGUGUUCACGUUCGGCAUGAAGGUGCCCUCAGGGCUCUUUAUCCCCAGCAUGGCUGUGGGAGCUAUAGCCGGCCGCAUCGUGGGAGUCGGCGUGGAGCAGCUGGUGCUGGCGCAGCCGCAGAUGUUCGCCGACUGGUGCCGGCCGGGCACCACGUGCGUCACGCCGGGACUCUACGCCAUGGUGGGCGCAGCCGCCUGCCUCGGCGGUGUGACGCGUAUGACCGUGUCGCUGGUGGUCAUCAUGUUCGAGUUGACGGGCGGCCUGGAGUACAUCGUGCCCCUCAUGGUGGCCGUGAUGACGAGCAAGUGGGUGGGCGACGCGUUUGGGCGCGAGGGCAUCUACGACGCCCACAUCCGCCUCAACGGGUACCCCUUCCUGGACGCCAAGGAGGAGUUCACACACACCACGCUCGCCACGGACGUGAUGAGGCCGCUACGCACAGACCCACCACUCGCCCUGCUCACACAGGACGGCAUGACGGUGGACGAGGUGGAGACGCUGGUGCGGGAGACCACCUACAACGGCUUCCCCGUCGUCGCGUGCGCCGAGUCCCAGAGGCUCGUGGGCCUGGCACUCCGCAGGGACCUCCUCAUCGCCAUCGAGAACGCGAGGAAGCGUGACGACGGAGUGGUGAGCCACUCGCCCGUCUACUUUGGGCUCCACGCCCCGUCGCUCCCCCCGACUCGCCCCCCCCCCCUCAAGCUGCGCUCCAUCCUGGACCUGAGCCCCUUCACCGUGAGCGACCGCUCGCCCAUGGAGAUCGUGGUGGACGUCUUCCGCAAGCUGGGGAUACGCCAGUGCCUCGUCACCCACAACGGGCGGCUGCUGGGCAUCAUCACCAAGAAAGACGUGCUGCGCCACAUGGCUCAGAUGGCAAACCAAGACCCAGAGUCGAUCCUCUUCAACUGACCUCCUCGCGGGCGAAGCCGUCACCCCGGUGCGGACCGGGGGGGGGGGGCCGGGCCCCCCACUCUCGCCCGCGGGCCCCCCACUCUCGCCCGCGGGCCCC
This is a messenger RNA of Lethenteron reissneri (Far Eastern brook lamprey), 2753 nucleotides long. RefSeq names its product H(+)/Cl(-) exchange transporter 5-like. Gene Ontology annotation, biological process: chloride transport; transmembrane transport. Gene Ontology annotation, molecular function: voltage-gated chloride channel activity. The record is from RefSeq and is a predicted model, not a curated record. NCBI's taxonomy places the organism in Eukaryota, Metazoa, Chordata, Hyperoartia, Petromyzontiformes, Petromyzontidae. Gene Ontology annotation, cellular component: plasma membrane; Golgi apparatus; early endosome.